Molecule: messenger RNA, 3619 nt
Organism: Podarcis muralis (Common wall lizard)
Lineage: Eukaryota; Metazoa; Chordata; Lepidosauria; Squamata; Lacertidae
Source: RefSeq, a predicted model, not a curated record
CGGAACAGUUGCCACUCCGUUGGGUUGGCUGGCAUCCACAGCCCAAGAGUGAGCAGGAAGGCCACCCUUGGCAGUUCACCAUGGGCACUGGGAGGUGGCAGUGACCCAGAGCUCCUGGCAGAGAGAAGAGGCCAUGGAAGAGAGACCAGCGAGCCUGGAAACUCCAACCGUGCAUCAUGCCAACCUGAAUCCCAGCUCUUGUGCCUCAUCAUCUGUCCUGCCCAUCGUGGCCCAACCUCCCCCACCAGAAGAGACCAUUCGAGGAGUUGCCUUCAGACCCUACCCUACAGACUCCAGACUGGCUCCUGUGCCCUGCGUGGCUCGCGAGACCUCAAGGGCCUCCUCCACUCCAACGUUCAAGGCGUCUUGGAGGAUGGGCCAGAAGAGGUUGGCCCUCAUUGUCUGCAUCUUAAUCCUCAUUGUGCUUCUGGUGGCCCUCAUAUUGCUGUUCUUGUUCUGGCGCUCCGGCACAGGCAUCGUCUACAAGGAGCCGGAGGAGAAAUGCGACAGCCACGCGGUGCGCUGCGAUGGAGUCGCCGACUGCUCUCAGCGGAGCGACGAGCUGGACUGCGUGCGCUUCGCCGGGAACGAGUCCUUUCUCCAGGUCUACUCGGGGCCCCAGAAUAGGUGGCUGCCCGUGUGCAGCAAAGACUGGACGGAGGAUUUAUCCAGGAAGACCUGCCGGCAGCUCGGAUUCCUCAAUGCCUCCCUAACAGAUUAUGCCCCUCUCUCGUGGUCUGGGAACAGCUUCACAGCCAGAGAAAUGAACAACACAAUCCAGCAGAGCCUCAGAAGGUCCCAAUGUGGCACUGGAAAGUAUGUUUCCCUCCGAUGCACAAACUGCGGGCAAACAAUGUCUGGCCGCAUUAUUGAAGGCAACGAAACAACAAUCAAUAAGUGGCCUUGGCAAGUGAGCCUGCACUAUGGGUCGAUUCACAUCUGUGGAGGGACCAUCAUCGAUCCUCAGUGGGUCCUCACAGCAGCUCACUGCUUCUUCAUGAAUAGUGUGAAGAUCCUGGACCAGUGGAAGGUGUAUGCUGGGGCCUCCAACCUUAAGCAACUGCCUACCGCGGGCAUCCCUGUUUCACACAUCAUCAUCAAUGCCAAAUACGAUGAUGAUCAUGAUGACUUUGACAUUGCACUGCUGAAGCUCUCGAAGCCUCUGACCUUAUCAGCCAAUGUCCGCCCAGCCUGCCUCCCCAUGUUUGAUCAGAAGUUCCUGCCUGGGAGGACCUGCUACAUCACAGGCUAUGGCAAGACAAAUGAGAAUGAAGAGAAUACAUCGCCAAAGCUGCGGGAGGCAGAGGUGAAGAUAAUUGACUACAGACUCUGCAACAGCCAGAAUGUCUAUGACCACUACCUGACCCCACGGAUGAUGUGUGCUGGGUACUUGAAAGGGGGAAGAGAUGCUUGCCAGGGUGACAGUGGAGGCCCCCUGGUCUGUAAUGACAGCUCCCGUUGGUACUUGGCUGGCAUCACCAGUUGGGGGACUGGCUGUGGCCAGAAGAACAAGCCUGGUGUCUACACGAAGGUCACAAAGCUGCUUAGCUGGAUUUACAGCAAAAUGGAGAGCCAGAGCCAGACUGACUGAGAAAAGAAGGGCUUCUUCUGCCCCCAGCACCACAUCUGUCUUCCCAUGGAAAGGUCCUCAUGGAGGCUGUGGUGGCCAGAUGCAUUUUCCUGCUCAUGGGCCAUCAGGAUGACUGUGUGGCAAAGGACAACCUUUUCCUCUCCCCUCUUCUGGUACUUCUGGGCUGCUGCUGCUGCUGUUGCUGUCAGUGCCUCUUGGACUCUGGCUUGUGCCUCUGGGGGCUGAUGCGACUGAUGCUGGGCCUGGAAUGGAGCAUCUGGGAGGAGUGUGGAGUGUGAUUAUGUCCUCCCCAGAGAAUCAGCUGUGCUCAAGCUCUGGAACUGCUCUUGGGAUCAGGUUGCAUUGGCCAAAAGGGAACAGACCACUUCUCAGUGUUUAAGGUCACCUGUUUGUGCAGUUUGGACCAGGAAUGGAUUGGAUUGGUCCUUGCACUUGGAAAUGGGGCAGAAGAGGAGCCCUUGUAGCAUCCUUGGCUGCUGCAUCUCUGCCUCCUUUGCAUUUUAGAAUCACUCUGGCUACACCACAAGACCUUGGAAGCUAGGCCCACCUACCCACUAAGCCUCCCUCACUGGGAAGUCCUCAGGGCACAGCUAAGAAAUGCUUCAGCCUUAGGUAUAUCCAUGCCACUCACCCACUCUGGGGGAACUGGACCCCACCGGUGACCCUAUGUGGAGACACUGGCAAGCUGCAGAAGGGUGCCUCUCAGUCCCCAAACUGUGGCACUCUGUCGUGGGAACAAGUCUCUUCUUUGCCCUUCUCUAUCCUGUUAAACAACACACCCUUGUAGGAGGACCUGCCUCCUUUGCUCUGGCACAAUGGCUUCCUAUGGGGCAUUCCCAUUUGCAAUGUCAAGUGAGAUGCAGGCCAUUGGUCUACCUGGCUCUGUACUGUCUGCUUGACUGGCAGUAGUAAUAGCCCCACCUCCUGAAGCUUCAGGUGUGGCAUUUUCUUAGCCAAGCACCCUGGAACUUCCACCUACUGCAUGCGAAGCAGGUGCUCUACCACUGAAUUAUGACCUCUCCCUUUGAGGUAGACCAUGGUAGCGAAGCUGCCUUCCUAUAGUGCAGAGAACUUCUUAUCUGUGUCUGCUACCAAUAGCCAAGGGCCCAGCCACCAACUAUGUACCAUUUGCCUGUUGGCAAAGGCAGCUGUUUUGCCACAUCAGCGUCAUAGAGAGAAAUGUGCAUAAUUGGUGUGUGGCAAUAAUAAGUUUGCUAACAGGAGAUGCAGUGGCAUAGCAUGGAGGGGGCACAGGAGCGGUCGCCCUGUGUGCAAAAUUGUUAGGGUGUGCUUUCAUCACUGGACUCUGUUGCAAUGUCUUCUCUAUGCAAACCAGGAGUGACCUCUCCAGACAACAAAGCAACUCUUCUUAUCUCUGCAGCUGAGAUCUCUUGGGUGAUGUGGACGCAAUUAGGCAGUUGAAUAUGCAUGUGUACUCCAUCUUUUCCCCUCCCAUUCCUUGUGUGGCCCUGGGCACUAGCAACCCACGCUAUGCCACUAAGGAGGUGUGAAGAGGAGUCAGCCUUAGUACUGUGCCUACCCCAAAGAACUGGGGCUGUUAGGGGGCUCCUCGUGCAGCAACAUGCUCUUUAAAGACCACACCCCAUGCCACAAUUGCCUCUAAUGUUUAUACACAUUUCAACAUUAGCCUGAUAGUAACUGUUGGGCAAUUAUUUCUCCUGAAAUCGCAUUUACGUAGCUCCUGGGUUUAGACUUUUUCCUGGUGUUGGAGGGAGAGCCACUUCUCCUGAUCUUAGGGCACAGGAUGAUGUACAGGGUGACCUUCUUGCCCAUCAAAUCCAGAAUCCGGGGACUUCCCAGGUGCAUCUGGGUGCUCACAAGCAGAGCUUGACGAUUAGCCCCCUGCAUCUGGUACUAGGAGGUAACUUCCUCUCACUACAAAGGCUCAACCUAGCUGUUUGGGACAGACCUCUCUCCUCCACAGUGUUGCCUGAUCCUCAUUUAAAGCCACCCAAGCUGGUGGUUUUUGCCACUUCUUGUGAAAAUGAAUUAUAUUAUUUAAUUAUG